Molecule: messenger RNA, 4057 nt
Organism: Varanus komodoensis (Komodo dragon)
Lineage: Eukaryota; Metazoa; Chordata; Lepidosauria; Squamata; Varanidae
Gene: GCLC
Product: glutamate-cysteine ligase catalytic subunit
Exons: 16
Coding region: 347-2260 (637 amino acids)
Biological process (GO): glutathione biosynthetic process
Cellular component (GO): glutamate-cysteine ligase complex
Molecular function (GO): glutamate-cysteine ligase activity
Source: RefSeq, a predicted model, not a curated record
CGCUGUGAGCGUAGAGACGAGCCAGCCUCCUCGGCGGUCUCCCGGUUUCCGUGCAGCCGUAAGGCGCGCGAGCGAGAGGGGCCCGCUCCAUUCUUGCGGCAGCCGCGGAGGCGGGAAGGGCUGAGGGGGCAAGUAGUGCCCCUUCCUCGUCUGGUGCGCGCGGCUGGAUUCUCCUUCCGUCCUUCCCGCUGCCACCUCCUGAAGUGAUCCUUGUCAGUGACCGCCCGCCUUUCCCUCCAUAGCUACGGCGGCCGGCGCCGCUGCCGCCGCCUUUCUCCUUGCCCGCAGUCGCGCCUUCGCUCCCGCCGCGCUUCCCCGGCUCUGGUCGCCCUCUCGCCCGAGGGCCAUGGGCCUCCUGUCGCAGGGCUCCCCGCUGAGCUGGGAGAAGACGCAGCGGCACGCGGAGCACGUGCGCAGGCACGGCAUCCUCCAGUUCUUGCACAUCUACCGAGCGGUCGGGGAGAGGCACAAGGACGUGCUGAAGUGGGGGGACGAGGUGGAAUACAUGUUGGUAGCUUUUGACCAUAAAAACAAGAGAGCUCAGCUGUCCUUAACUGGCGAAGAAGUUCUUCACACUUUGCAAGAAAAGGGUGAAAUGGUAAACCCAAACCAUCCAACUCUGUGGAGACCUGAAUAUGGAAGUUACAUGAUUGAAGGGACUCCUGGACAGCCAUAUGGAGGAACAAUGUCUGAAUUUAACACCGUACAAGACAACAUGAGAAAACGACGUCAAGAAGCUGCUUCUGUACUGAAAAAAAAUGAAGCUGUUUGCACUGUGACCUCAUUUCCAAGAUUAGGCUGUCCAGGAUUCACAAUACCAGAAUAUGAUCCAACACCUGUUGAAACAGGGGCCUCCAAAUCUCUCUUUUUUCCAGAUCAAGCCAUCAACAAACAUCCUAGAUUUAGUACUUUAACAAGAAACAUUCGUCAUAGAAGAGGAGAAAAAGUAGUGAUAAAUGUACCAAUAUUUAAGGACAAGAAUACUCCAUCACCAUUUAUAGAAACAUUCCCUAAUGAUGAUGGUGAAGCAGCAAGAGCAGCCAAGCCUGACCAUGUAUAUAUGGAUGCCAUGGGGUUUGGAAUGGGCAAUUGUUGCCUUCAGGUAACAUUCCAGGCUUGCAGUAUUUCUGAAGCACGAUAUCUUUAUGAUCAACUAGCAACAAUCUGUCCCAUUGUGAUGGCUUUAAGUGCAGCAGCUCCAUUCUACAGAGGUUAUGUGACAGAUAUUGAUUGCCGCUGGGGAGUAAUAUCUGCAUCCGUAGAUGACAGAACAAGAGAGGAGAGGGGAUUAGAGCCCUUGAAGAACAACCAUUACAGAAUCCAUAAAUCCCGAUAUGAUUCCAUAGAUAGUUAUCUCUCUGAAUGUGGUGAAAAGUACAAUGACAUUGAUUUGACAAUAGAUAAAGAAAUCUACGAGCAUCUAAUAAAAGAAGGCAUUGACCAUCUCUUGGCACAACACAUUGCUCACUUAUUUAUUCGUGAUCCAUUAACUCUGUUUGAAGAGAAAAUACAUCUGGAUGAUGCAAAUGAAUCUGACCAUUUUGAGAAUAUUCAGUCAACAAACUGGCAGACAAUGAGGUUUAAGCCACCCCCACCAAAUUCAGAUAUUGGAUGGAGAGUUGAGUUCAGACCAAUGGAGGUCCAAUUAACAGACUUUGAAAACUCAGCAUAUGUUGUGUUUGUUGUGCUGCUGACUCGAGUCAUUCUCUCUUACAAGUUGGAUUUUCUGAUUCCUUUAUCCAAGGUGGAUGAGAACAUGAAAGUAGCUCAGAAGCGGGAUGCCGUCCGGCAGGGCAUGUUUUAUUUCAGAAAAGACAUUUGUAAAGGUGGCAACGCUGUAGUGGAUGGAUGUGGUCCAGCUCAAAAUGGUACAGAAACAGAUGCAGAAGAGUAUAUUUUAAUGAGCAUAGAUACAAUAAUCAAUGGAAAGGAGGGAGUAUUUCCUGGAUUAAUUCCAAUUUUAAACUCCUACCUUGAAAAUAUGGAAGUGGAUGUGGAUACAAGAUGCAGUAUUCUAAACUACCUGAAACUAAUAAAAAAGAGAGCAUCAGGAGAAUUAAUGACAGCUGCUCGUUGGAUGCGAGAGUUUGUUGCAAACCAUCCAGAAUAUAAACAUGAUAGUGUGAUCACAGAAGAGAUGAACUACAGCCUGAUGUGGAAGUGCAACCAGAUUGCACAAGAGCAAGUUGAGUGCCCGGAGUUGCUUGGAGUAGGCUUUAACAAAGUAAAAUACAGUGGAAUGAAAACUGGCACUUUUUGAUGAAAGACUUUAAUCUGGUGUGCAAAUGAAACAUUCUCUGCCAUAGCACUAACAAUAUACUGGUGAAUUCUGCAGUUUCAUAGUGUGAAGACCAAAAAUGGUUCAGCUGCAGUAUAAGAUGGGCCAAUCCGACUAAAUGUUCUCUUUAAACUUCCUACAAUAGACAUAUUCUUAUAUUUAAGGUUUAUACUGUGUACAUGUAAAUAGUAAAAUAUUUUUGAUUUAACAUCAGUGUAUUUUAAUAACAUUAUACUGAAAGUCAUUGUGAACCAGCUUAAAACUUUUUAUAUGCUUAUUCUGGAAAAAUUCAAUGUUACCAAAUGGCUUUGUAAAAGUACUGCAUUGGUUCUUGUAUAUUAACUGCAUUCCACACACUGUUUACUCUGGCUUUUGUUACCUGGAAUGCACUGAAUAAUCUACUGUAUUUUAAAGAAAAAUUCAGAACCUGAUUCACAUAAAUGCUAUUGCCAUUCUGCAAUGAGAAGAUUGUGUGAUUCCAGGCCUCCUGAAGGUAGUGACAGAAAUCUCCACUGGAUUUAUAUUUGUAGCCAACAAGCCCAAUUUUCAAAGUAGAUUUUACGAGCCUCUGACCCUACUGCUGACAAUGGAUAGCAUUAAUCCAGAGUAUUUCCCUUUUUCUUAAAGGGAAAAUAAAUCAGUAUGUUCUUGUGCUACUUGUUUGCUCUUGCUAAAAAUCUGUAGCAAAACUUGUAGCGAGUGAUACCAAGCGGUCUAUAAUCAUCUUGAUACCUUACAGCUGGAAUCUCUGGGACAAGCUUCACCUGAGGCAGAGCCAAAUGGGAUAACCUUUGAGGAGCAUUUUUAAUUAAUUGGCACCAGCACAGUCUUUGGUUGAAACUUAUAGGUAGCAUCUUGCUUUUAUCCAUGAGUAUUCCUUUUUUCCUGUUAAUAAGACUCAAAUAUCCCCUCUCCCAAUUUACAAAUCCCUAUUAAUGUUUUAUUUGGUGCAACAGCAGGCAAGUAUCUCACUGUACUCCCCACCCCCACUAUGCUUAUCAUUGACGCAGCCUCCACUAUAUUUUGAGGCUCAAAUCACACAAUUCAUCAUUAAAAGCCAAGCCCCAGAAAAUGAGGAGCUUCAGUUCAUCUAAAGGGCUGGAUUUGUAUGGCAAAAAGUAAGAAACCAAAUGAUAGAAAAACAGCAAUAUACAAUCAGGAAGAAAUUAUUUAAAAAGAAUCUUUUAAAUAGUAUUUCAAGCUUUGAAGUGUCAUCUUUUCUGUGACACAGCUGAAAGUUCCUCUUCCUUCCUUUGAGCUGUAUCCUCUCUAAAUUGUUACAAUUAUCUCAAGAGGAGUUGUGAAAUGCACUAGUACAUCUGUGAAUCAGGAGCCUGAAGCAUAAAGGAAUUGUAUAGAGUUUAAAACUAGUUGUUGUGAUUGUACAUAUACAUGAGAUUUAUAGAGGAAAGGUGAGGUGUUUAAAUAUUAGCUGCCUAAAAUAAGGGUACACUAAAUAAUUUUUGCUCUAUGGAAGAUUAUAAAAUAUUUAGUAACAAGCAGUUAUAAAUAUCCUAAGGUAUAAUGACAUACAAAGAACCAAUUGAAAAAUUUCAGUAAGGGCAUCAAGAGCAAUUUGCCUGUAGAGAGAUUAGAACUGCAUAGUUUUCAAAGAUGUGCUUUAGGGAAUGCUUGUUUCAGAAGGCACAUGGGGGUGGCACAGGUUCACUCAUCUGUGAAAUGAACAAAAUAUGCCAUAUAUUGUGGAUAUUUGAGUAUAAAGGUAAUUCAUAUGCAUAUUUUCCAUAAGAAGCUGAAAAAAUAAACUCUUUAAAGUCA